AUGUGGUCCAACGGGCCAGACAGGAUCGAAGACGAGAAAGACUUGGUGACAAAGGUGAUCCAUGCCGACGACGACCCUUCGCUCAAUCCAUGGACCUUCCGGAUGUGGUUCAUCGGUAUUGGCCUGGGCAUCUUCGGUGCCAUUAUGGAGACGAUCUACUUCUUUCGCCCCGUCACACUGGACGUGUCCAACAUCUUCCUCGCCCUCUUGAGCUACAUUUUCGGCACCUUCCUGGAGUGGUUUAUUCCGAAAACAGGUUUCAUCGGGCGGUGGUUCAAUCCUCACCCGUUCAAUAUGAAGGAACACGCAGCCAUGGUCGUAAUCGCCUCGUCGGGGGCCCAGACUGCCCUAGCCGUCGAGGUCAUUGCCGUCCAGAGGCUGUUCUACGACAGAGCGCCAAACGUCCUCAUCUCCAUCCUGCUCGUUGUCUCCUCGCAGUGUGUCGGGUAUGGCUUUGCCGGACUACUUCGCCGAGUCUUAGUGUAUCCCACCAAGAUGGUAUGGCCCAGCCUCCUGCCGAUGAACACCUUGCUGGAGACACUCCAUCGCGACCGCAGGGAGACAAGGAACCGCCUCCGCUUCUUUUGGUGGAUCCUCAUUGCCGCCUUCGUCUGGGAGGUCCUACCCGAGUACGUCAUGCCGAUUCUGACCGGUGUCAGCGUCUUUUGCUUGGCGAAGCAGGAUAGUAUGAUCUUCACCAACAUCUUUGCUCGAGACUUUCCAUUCCUUUCCCAGCUUCUGUUCUCUCAAAAUUCGACGAGUUCCAACUACGUCGUGUAUAACCAGACGGAAAUACUCAAUGACGAGAAUGUGCUGCUGCCGUCUGCACUGGAAACCGAGGGCAUUCCUUUCUUUGCGGGGACUUAUGCCAUGUUCCUCUUUACGACCAACCUUGCUGUCACUGCAACCGUUAGUCAUCUCUUGCUCUGGAACUGGGAUGAUCUCAAGACUGGGUACUCGUUCCUCUCGCCCAGCAGCCUUCGGCAGCUGCUCUCCCCACGCAGCCGAGAUAUCGAUGAGGAAAAAGAUCCCCAUUACCAACUAAUGCUGGCAUAUCCUGAAUGCCCUAGCUGGUGGUACGCCUGUAUUCUCAUUCUAUCCGUCAUCAUGGGUGUCGUUGCCAUAUACGCGGCAAAGUCGACUCUUCCCUGGUACGGGUUCUUCACCAGCCUCGGUGUGGCUGGAACCUUUAUCCUCUUUUUCGGCGCGCAGGUCGCACUUACGGGAUACCAGGGGAACGUGCAGCCGAUCGUGCAGAUGAUUGGGGGUUACCUCCAUCCUGGCCAGCCGCUUGCAAACAUGUACUUUACCCUCUUUGGGUACAACUCGGUCAUUCAGGGCAUCAGUAUGGUGCAGGACUUGAAGUUUGGGCAGUACGCAAAGCUCCCGCCGAAAGCGACGUUCUGCGCCCAGGUCGUUGGUACUCUGGUUGGCGCUGUUAAUUAUAUCAUGAUGGUCGAAAUCACCACCAACCAGAGAGACAUUCUCUUGUCCAUCCAGGGUACUAAUAUCUGGUCCGGUCAAAACAUUCAGCAGUUCAAUUCCCAAGCAAUUGCAUGGGGAGCUCUAGCCGAGGAAAUGUUCUCCCCAGGCUCUCGCUAUGGACUCAUACCCAUUGGUCUGCUCCUCGGCUUCCUCCCGCCGCUCAUCUUCCAUACACUUCAUCGGGCAUAUCCGAGAAUCGGCUUCUCCAAGAUUAACACGCCCAUUAUCCUCGCCUACGCGGGAAUUCUCAGCGUUGGGAUCUCGUCCUCCAUGCUUUCGUACUUUGCCAUCGGCUUCGCGAGCCAAUUCUGGCUCCGUCGAUGGAAGCCAGACUGGUUCAUAAAGUACAACUAUGUCUUGGCGGCCGCGCUCGAUGGUGGCACGCAGAUUCUUGUAUUUCUCCUCACGUACACCGUUUUGGGUGGCGUUGGUCCAGAAAUCAAGUUUCCCAAGUACCGGGGCAACAAUGCGGAUGGAAAUUUCGACUACUGCAUGAGAGACCCGGGGGCUGGUUCUGUGGCCGCGGGCCCGAUAGAUCUGGACGGAUAA
Ilyonectria robusta is the source of this 2034-nucleotide messenger RNA. RefSeq names its product OPT oligopeptide transporter protein-domain-containing protein. NCBI's taxonomy places the organism in Eukaryota, Fungi, Ascomycota, Sordariomycetes, Hypocreales, Nectriaceae. The transcript has 5 exons. The record is from RefSeq and is a predicted model, not a curated record. The coding region runs from base 1 to 2034 and encodes 677 amino acids. Gene Ontology annotation, molecular function: oligopeptide transmembrane transporter activity. Gene Ontology annotation, biological process: transmembrane transport.